GAGAGUGAUGACUCCGAAGACAUUAUUAUAUUGUUGCCAGUGUCUCAAACGCCUCAGCUUACUUCAGUGAACAUCGCCUAUUCGUCAAACUUACAUCGCGUUGCAAGCUACGGCUUACCAGUUACCGCUUAGUUCGCACUGAGUGAGGCGAGCGUCGCAUCGUCUGUCGUGCUCUGCGUAGCUUUUCACGGCAGCAUCUCGUGCCGUUCGCACGUCCGCCCGCCCUAAACGCACAUCAGUUAUAACGCGCUUAGUGUUACUGAACAUGUUCAGUGUUCCUUUGUUUUAAUAUGUACAAAAAAGUUAACAAAUUGUUCGGAUUUUAAUUCUGAAGGAGACAGGAUUCAAACACCUGGCCGAAUACUUAAAAAGUGGUGGCACGAGCAGAUGGGGCACGUGCGCAAACCAGCGCUGGCUCGCGGCUGACUUCUGACGUGCUUCCAUUCGACAUGAACGAAUUGUCCGUCUCUUAUACCGAUCCGUCAAGAAUGCAAAUCUACUCGCAGCACCCGACGGAACUAUCUAUUCACGCUGUGUCCACUGCCGAAUUGUUGAAACCAAAAGAGGAACCGGUAUACAACCUGUCACCGUCUGCUUUAUGCACCGUUACUCUACCGCAUACUGGAGGUCUAUCCUACGAUAGUCGCAUGUGUCUCCAGGAGUCAAACACUCCAGACUCCUUCAAUCAGCCCGAGAUGAAGGAAGCUGAAGAUUUCUCUCGGGUCUAUCAGACCCUUACCCUCUCUGCGCUUUCCAGAGACGAUUCUGCUAAUUCACCUACAAGCAGCGAGAAUAAGCCCAAGCCAAAGCCUACCCCGGCAGCUUGUCCUGGCAGUUCGCCUGAAAUGAACCCACAGUCUACUACACCGUCUUCACAGGCACUCACAAAACCGCCAUACUCUUACGUGGCUCUGAUUGCUAUGGCUAUCACCAAUAGCCAGAAUAAGCGCGCAACCCUAAGUGAAAUAUACGCUUACAUUACCAAAAAAUUUCCUUUCUUCGAGAAGGAUAAAAAGGGCUGGCAAAAUUCAAUCAGACACAAUCUGAGCCUGAACGAAUGCUUCAUUAAAGUACGCAGAGAGGGCGGAAGUGAAAGCAAGGGAAAUUAUUGGACACUUGAUCCGCAAUGCGGAGACAUGUUCGUGAAUGGCAACUUCAGGCGGCGACGUCGUAUGAAGAGACCAUUCAGGGCCGCUCCAUAUAAGACAAUGUUCGACGGCUACGUCGCCCACGGUGGUCAACAUCCCCACAUGCCCAUCCAGCUCGGGCACAGGAACUACUUCGGUUCUAGUACACCCUAUCCUCCGUCUUACCCGAGAUAUGAUGCAUGGCUGAGUCAGCCGACAGGCGGAUUGGGUUACCCUGCUCCGAUAGCUCGCAGUCCCCCUGGUUGCUCCCCCCAGGCGUCUAACGUGAACCCCUUCUCCACCCACCAAAACCAAGGACAGUUACAGAGCCCGUUGCAAUCCAUGCAACCGAUGACAAUGAAUUACAAUACGCUCAAUGUUGCCGCCAUAGGUGAGUUUGAUGGCUCUUCUAGUCCUGGAUCUGGUUACGCCGCUGGUAGCUUCUCUCCAAAUCGUCAUCAUGAUAUUGUCACUUUAUCUGAUGCUGUUUCUCGUUUUUCUUUUUGGCCCGAAGGUGGAUCGUCAAGUCCCAACUCUGGAUAUGUCCCAACUAACUUCUCCCCCCGCAGACAUGAAGCUGUCUCCUCCUCCGAUGCUGCUGGUCGCUACUCUUUCUGGCCUGACGUUGGUGUUAAAGAAGAAUCGUCUUCAAGCCUUGUGGCGAAUGGAGGUUAUACUAAGUAUUUCAUGUAAUUUAUUCUUCCAAGGCUCUCUAUAUGUGUCAUUUAUUAAUGCUGUCUAUGUGGUCAUUAAAGUUUCUGACUGUUAGAAUAUUUAGAAGUGACCCAUGUUUAAGGCGUAUUUAAAAUUCAAGAAAAAAACAUAUUUUAAUAAAUUUAAGGGAAAGCUAUAUGACUUUAAAUAAAAUAAAAUGGAUAAGAUUACUCAAACAAAAAAUACUUUGAUACAUAAAUUUUGUUCAUAAUUUUGAUGUAUUAACAUAUUAUGCUUUCCUUGGAGAUUGGAAUAUUUUUUUUAGAUAAUUUUCCAGAAAUUAUCCUGGAAGAGACAAUACCGGUAAAAUUGUUAAGCUGUUAUUUAAUGUUUUCCAACAUUCCACCGAUGAUAUAUCGAGGGAUUAAUUAAUCUUCCUAAAAGUUAAUGAUCUUUAUCACGAAUGUGCUGGUAUACCAAAGAAAACAGGGUCACUCUUUACUAUGGUAACUUUUACUAGUAUUUUUGGGAAGUUUAUCGAAAUUUAGUGUAAGAACGUGGAGUUACAGGCUUUUUUAUCUCUAGUGAAGUUUUUGAAAAGCCUUCUUGUAACUCCUCGUGUAACUUAGUUUAAACAAUUUACAAUUCUGGAUGUCAAAUAAAUGUCUAUAUAAACUUCGUGUAUAAAAUGUUAAACUGAGCUUUCAAAACUGAUAUUAAUUUGAAGUAAACUAUUUUGUUAUACUCUUUUUUAUCUACAAUUCAGCUAUAAUCCUGAGGAUCUCUUACAAUAUAAAGCAUUCCUUAUUAUUUGCCAACGUUUGUGUAAGGUGUAACGGUUCUGAAACUUGUAAGGGCUGUUUACGUUGUGUCAACUAGGUAUCCCAAAGUAGUAAACCCGUAAUUAAUGAUAAGUUGUAAACUACUAUAAGUUAAAAAUUUCAUAAAUUAUUAUAUUUUUUAUUUAAAUAUAAAAUAGUACCUUAUAUAUAUGUUUACGAUUUUUCUUCUUUAGUAGUAUACCUAUCGAUGGCUGUUUUAUUACUUUUCAAUGUAGUAAACUUUAAAAUACAUGUAUUACAAAAACUAAUAUUGCUGUUGUUUCAUGUUUUUACUUAUCAAUGUAUCUAAUUAAGUGAUUGAAGUAAAAGUUUGGAUUCUUAAUGCACCUUCAUAGCUAGCUGUAUAUAUCGAUGCUACCAGUAGCUGGUUUUGAGGGUUCAUUAAUGUGUUGACAAUAAAAUUUGCAUGAAUUGGUGGUGUCUUCGGUGUUAUAGGUUAUAAGGCCUAGUUAUGUAAACUUCUGAUUUUGAAAUGUGAUUUUGUUGCUCUGUCAAUAUUUUUUAAUUAUAAGUCUGUUAAUCUGCUUAGUUGAAAUAUUAUUGAGCGUAAAUAAAGAUCUUAAUA
Messenger RNA from Danaus plexippus (monarch butterfly), 3188 nucleotides. Its product is annotated as forkhead box protein L2-like. NCBI's taxonomy places the organism in Eukaryota, Metazoa, Arthropoda, Insecta, Lepidoptera, Nymphalidae. The record is from RefSeq and is a predicted model, not a curated record. Gene Ontology annotation, molecular function: DNA-binding transcription factor activity, RNA polymerase II-specific; RNA polymerase II cis-regulatory region sequence-specific DNA binding. Bases 450 to 1820 code for a protein of 456 amino acids. The transcript is spliced from 11 exons. Gene Ontology annotation, biological process: cell differentiation; regulation of transcription by RNA polymerase II; anatomical structure morphogenesis.